AGGGGCCGCGGAGCGGUUCCGGGGCAGGUGUCGCCGGCAGCGGCGGUUGCCCGGGGGAUGAGCUCGGAGAAGGGGAACGUGUCGCGCACGCGGCCCCAGCGCUACCAGAACGCGCGCGCCUUCAGGAACGACAAGUACGACACCAGCGCCCGCCGCAAGAAAAUAAAUGCUAAGCUUCAUGAUGGAGUGUGUCAGCACUGCAAAGGUAUCUUGGAGUGGCGGGUAAAAUUCAGCAAGUACAAACUACUAUCAAAACCUAAAAAAUGUGUGAAGUGUCUCCAGAAGACUGUAAAAGAUCCUUACCAUAUUAUUUGUCGACCAUGUGCUGGUAAACUAGAAGUCUGUGCUAAAUGUGGAAAAGAAGAAGAAAUAGUAAUUCCGAUUGAUAAAGGACAAGACAGAACUGAGAGUGUGACUACUAAAAACGGCCAAGAGAGCAGUAGAUUGGAGGAUGAGUUGGAUUUUGAUACAAAUGUCAGUAGUAUAGACAGUGGUGAAGAUUCUGAUGUGCUUGAAGAACGAUUUAAAAGUAUGAAUUUUGAAAGGACAGAGAUAUAAAAGGUUGAGUUUAUAUGAGAGACUGCAUGUAUUCAAAAGUGGUGAACCAAUGUUUGCCUUAAACUGCUCUGAAAACGUGUUUUGACACCUAAGGUCCUUGCAUAUAAAUGUUGGCACUGUGUAUUAUGAAGCUUUUGCGGGGUUUUGUAUAAAUAAAUUUUUUUUUGUAUUAAGAGCAGAAUUUCUUGUGGAAAGAUUCAGAAAUUGAAUAUUUAAGCAUAGUUACUUCUUGCAUACAUGUAACAACUUCCUGUUUCUCUGGAGUAAAGCCCCUUUUUCUAAUUGUCCCAAAUUCAAUAUUAUGCGACUGUUGUGUUGCCACUUGGAAAGCUACAUGAAAGUCUAGAAUAAAUACAGAGUCUUGUCAUAAAAAGGAAGAGCUAAACCAACAGUUUGCUGAAGGAAGAACUUGCAACUUCUGUCAGUGAGUUUACAAACAGGGUCAAAAUACCAAAUGUUAAUUACCCUUAUGCUUGUUGUUUCUUUUCUGUGCGAAAAAAAGAGGGCCUAAAUGCCAUCACCAAUACAGUUCAUGAGCAGUUAAUGCUUAUUUACCAUAUAGAACUACGCAUUACAAAUUUGUGACCUUGUUAUUCCCAAUGUUUUGAAAAGAAAAAAACUGAAGACUUUUUAGAUUCUCGUGUCACUUUCUUUUCCUUUGACUGCAGAUCUAACGUAGUUUGCUCAGAUGUGAAAACACUUGUGUAGUGUAGUGAUGCUUAUAUAGUUACUCUCUUCCUACUUUCAGUUCUUUCUGGGGGUUAUUUCAAUGUAGAUUUAAGCUCUAGGAAGAACUUAACUGAAUUUGCAGUUAACUAUCUUUUAUGGGACUCAGGAUGGUUUGAUUUCUUCUUUACUGUCUGCUACGUCUAUCAAGAAAGCUGAAGAAGUACUUCCUAGCAAUUAUAUGGUUUAACCUAUGACAAUAUACUAUGCCACUUUUACUAACUGCAUAACAGCUAGACAUCUGCGUUAGUGUUCUGCCUGAUUUGCAGUAGUGGGCAUCGAAAAAUUUGAUUCCCAAACUAUCUUCUUCAAAUGAAUUGUGAGGGACUUCAGCUCUGGGAUUAUUACAUACAGACACACCCCUACCCCCAGUGGGGGAAAUACUGAAACUUUGGGUAGAGACAGCUACCCUGGGGCUGCUGUAGUUGACCUUAACUUUAAAGAAAAUCUAGUUACCAGGGUGUGGAGUACUAAGACAUUCAGCUCUCAAUAGCCUAGAAACUUCUGAUUUAAAAGACAACUUUAGUAUUGACAGUAACAGGCAACAGCAAAAUUCCUUGUAAUCAGUCAUGGAACAGUGAGCUCUUACUGUUUUUUCUUAACUGUGUAGGUGCUUGUCACUACACAUAAGGCCUUAAGAAUGAGCUUUUUCUUUUACUAUCAUUUAUUUAGAUAUGUCUUUCACUUUUGUACUGUACGUUAUAACACUCUUUCAACUUUUCUAAACUAUUUCUAAGUUUGUAUCUUAAUAUCUAAAACAUGCUUUUGUAAUGGUCUUUAAGGACUAGUAAUCUUGGUUUUUUCUUUUUAUUUUUCCUUUUCUGUGCUGCCCUUGUGUUGUUGAAUAAUUUGAUUCCCUAAGGUUAUUUUAAUUUUUCUGUCCCAUCUACAUCUUUUGCAUAGGUAGAUUUUUGCUAAGUAUUUUGUCAUAACCACUAGCAGUAAACUAUUGAAAAACACUCUACUGGUCUUCUCUGUUCCCAUGAUGCAUUGUGACUUUUGUGGCUUUUCACUGAGACAAAGUCUAAAGUUUACUGAGUGUUUGGGUGAUAUUCUUAUUACAUAGUUGUUUGCAGUUGUAAAGGAGUAGGACUGAUGACCCAAACAGCCCAUCUUCUUUCUCAGCCCACUCUAUAAAUACAUCGUUUGUAAGCUAAACCACUAGUCUUGUGAUUAAACAUACUGUUUUUUUCACUUAACUGCAACUAAUAAAAACCAAGAAAUUCAGAAGUUUAAAAUUGUAGAAGGGAAAUGGUUUGUCUUGGAAAAGUCAGUGAAGCUGCAAAGCACCAAGAGAUGCUUAGUGACAGAAAAGGAGGUUGUCUGCUGUGUUUAGAAGUGACUGGAAAUUGGUCUGAAGGUCGUGUUGGCGUUGACAGAUAAGUCCUCCCAACAGGACAGCAGCGAUGUCUGACUUAGUGUGACAUUGCCUGUUGUCCUGCCAGCUAGCACUGAUAGAGUGGACAAGGAAUAUCACCCCUGCACGCUGCAGAACACUGUGUCAGUGGGGUAGAGAGAGUUAAUAAGUAAUCUGGAGUUAGCUUCAGGAAGGGUCUGUGAAGGGGAAACCAUAAGUGUCAUCAAAAGUGAACUUGGCUUUUGAAAAUUACAUACGUAUGGGAAAUGUUCUUCUACUUGGAAAAAUUAGGUAAUGGCCUAGCCUUUUGCCCAAAGGUGAGAGGAAAUCCUGAAAUGAUAGGAAAGCAUGUCAUGGAACUGGCAGGAGCAGUAUAAUGAGAAAAUCAGGGGAAGGGCUCUCUUCUCAAAGUGGUGACACAAGCUGUCAGUGCUGGGGAAGAGCAGUGCCACAUGGAUGAGCAACGUGUAGCAACAAAACACAAAUUUUAGUGAAAGUUCUCUGAAGUUAGCAUCUUCAUGUCACACAACUAAUGCUCUGUUUGGAGUCCAGGUGGGCAGUUGAUACUACAGUUGAUGAAACUGCUGUGAGCGAGCACAGCUGCAGUGGUGGCUGGCUAGUGUUAGUCCAACCUCUCUGAAGACAGCUUUUGG
This is a messenger RNA of Haliaeetus leucocephalus (bald eagle), 3294 nucleotides long. RefSeq names its product chromosome unknown open reading frame, human C9orf85. The transcript has 4 exons. The coding region runs from base 58 to 558 and encodes 166 amino acids. The record is from RefSeq and is a predicted model, not a curated record. Lineage: Eukaryota; Metazoa; Chordata; Aves; Accipitriformes; Accipitridae.